CCCGCUACAGAACUCCUCCCGAGUCCUACAGCUUUCCGGACAGGAGGAGAGUGACUGAGGGAGUGGCCGGUCAGGAAGACAACAACUCUUGGCCUGAAUUUGUUAUUCAUAAAUGUUUACUCGCCCCAAGCAGAACUAAGGUAAACGGGUUGUUGUGCUCUAAGUUUUCUGCUUCUUUACUUCGUGUUAAGGAGCCUUCUAAUUUAUUAUCUCAAGCAUAAUUGGAUAGUGUUUGCAAGGUCAAUCCGUAGUAUAUUGCAAUUCGUUUAGCUCCUUUAAGGAAAAUAUACGGCUUUUCAGGAUGUUAAGGCAAAUUCAUACCUCUAAACCUCAAUGUCUACUUGGGUACGGAUAUAAUCCAACGCUGCUAGGGUAUACUUCUGAAGUGAAUUCUAGGACUUUCUCGUGUUUGGUGAAUCACAUAACCAAUAAAAAUUUCAAAUUUUUAAGAUACAGAAAUUGCUUAGUUCAGCUCCGCCGUAAAACCCUUUUUCAAGAAGGUAAAAUAGCUAAGGGCUUUGCAAGUGGGACUUCGUUUAAGAAUGCUUCAAGGGAUUCGGGGAAUUUCCAAUUGGUUAAUGGGGCUAGAAGUUUUUCGAGUUCCGAUUCUCAGAAAGUCGCUCAACGCAAUGACAAGAAUCUUCCUUGGUUAGUUAAAUCAAGGGCUAAAGAUACAAGGAGGCCUGAGAAAAUGGAUGUGUCGAAAACCAGCACUUCUUCAUGGGAGGAGUCAGCAAACAAGUUCCUAAAAGGUGGUGGAACUGCCGCAAAAGAUAGGGGUUUUCAGGGUUGGGAAGGUAGCCAGCACAACUACAGGGGCGAAUAUGAAAGUAUUGAAGAAGAGGAUGGAGAAGAAGAAGCCGAAGUUGAGGAUAUUGAUGAUCCAAGAUGGGAUAAAAUAAAGAAUCAAUACAAUAGAAUUGGUGCAGCGAAACUGGGUUCAGAUAAACCAGAAUUUAAGAAGUGGAAUAAGCAGGAAAUUUGGGGUAGGAAAACAUGGAAAGAUGCUACCGAAUCCACAGUGCCAAAGAUUGUUGGCGAGGGAUAUGGAGUUGGUCCAAUAUUAGCUGCAUUAUCUGCUGGAAGAAGAGAAUUUUAUGCUUUGUAUGUUCAAGAAGGGAUUGAUCUUAGUGGAAAUAACAGGAAGAAGAAGGACAAGAAAGGGUUUGAGAAAGUGCUAAGGAUGGCAGAGAAUAUUGGAUUGAACAAAAAGGAGAUAUCCAAACAUGAUCUGAAUAUGGUUGUUGAUAACAGGCCGCAUCAGGGAAUAGUCUUGGAUGCUUCUCCGUUAGAGAUGGUCGGGAUCAAGGAAUUAGAACCAGUUUCAGUUGAGGGGGAGAGCGGCCCUCUUUGGGUCGCAUUGGAUGAGGUUACUGAUCCUCAGAAUUUGGGGGCUAUUAUCCGUUCUGCUUAUUUCUUUGGUGCCUCAGGGGUGGUUUUAUGUGCUAAGAACUCUGCUCCUCUGAGUGGGGUUGUCAGCAAAGCAAGUGCUGGCUCACUUGAGUUAAUGGAGCUCAGAUCAUGCAAGAACAUGAUGCAGUUCUUGUCUUCUUCAGCUCAAAAUGGUUGGCGGGUUCUUGGGGGCUCAGUUUCUUCUAGAGCUGUUCCUUUGAAUGAGGUUGUACCUGGUGCUUCCACAAUUCUUGUUUUAGGCAGUGAGGGCACUGGUUUGAGGCCUUUGGUAGAGAGAUCAUGCACUGAAUUGAUUAGGAUUCCUGGAAACAUUCCCAUGGAUGUAAUUGCUGGUGAAGACGAAGAGAUGGAAAGGUCUGAGGUCAAUCAUGGGGUUCCAGGUAAAGAGUUCAGGUCCUUUAUGGCUGUGGAGAGCUUGAAUGUAAGUGUUGCGGCGGGUGUGCUUCUUCACCACUUGAGUGGAAUCAAAUGCAGUGACAAUGGCCCCAAGGGAGAGAGUUGAUGUGGUUCUCAUUUUUGUGGAAGUUCAUGUGAACCUGUCACUCGUUUCUCUUGGAAUUCAGGGAGUGCAUACUUGUCCUAGUUUUGUUUUAAUUUCUUGAUACAUGAAACGACCAUUUGUUAAAGAUGCUGGUAUCUGGAUGAUAUACUGGUGUACUUAGUCCUCCUUAAUUGGAGUUGGCUUCAUUAUUCUAGUCUAUUAUCGCCUACAGAGUUUGAGCACCAAUAUGUGUGUGAUGAUAGAAUGUAUAAACAAGCCAGCGCAUCAAAAAUUAUGAGAUCAUGAGUUGGGGAUAACACCAAAAUGGAGACAAUCUGCAGAUUUCUAUACUGUUCCUAGAAUGGUGCUGACACGGUUUUUAUUCGCUAUUUCUUCUUCCUUUUUUAUAUGGUAGAUAGAACUAGUACAAGGGUUCCCUUAGCUGCUGCUAUUCAUAUAGAAAGGUCUACAUCUUGAAACCGAUAUUUUGCCAAAAACCACAUCGGUACACCUGAGAAUCUGUGCGCUUUGAUAUCAGAUUUUAGUGUGGGUGUUACCACACCUUUACACCUGCCAUAGUUAAUUGUAAUCCGUAGAUUGAGCUUUGCCCUCCUGACCCAAGGAAAAGCUUAAAAAAAAAAA
This is a messenger RNA of Coffea eugenioides, 2536 nucleotides long. Its product is annotated as rRNA methyltransferase 1, mitochondrial-like. Gene Ontology annotation, molecular function: RNA binding; RNA methyltransferase activity. The record is from RefSeq and is a predicted model, not a curated record. NCBI's taxonomy places the organism in Eukaryota, Viridiplantae, Streptophyta, Magnoliopsida, Gentianales, Rubiaceae. Gene Ontology annotation, biological process: rRNA methylation. Gene Ontology annotation, cellular component: chloroplast.